Molecule: messenger RNA, 6484 nt
Organism: Ctenopharyngodon idella (grass carp)
Lineage: Eukaryota; Metazoa; Chordata; Actinopteri; Cypriniformes; Xenocyprididae
Gene: sytl2a
Product: synaptotagmin-like 2a
Exons: 22
Coding region: 640-4419 (1259 amino acids)
Biological process (GO): intracellular protein transport; exocytosis
Cellular component (GO): exocytic vesicle; plasma membrane
Molecular function (GO): neurexin family protein binding; small GTPase binding
Source: RefSeq, a predicted model, not a curated record
UUUUCAUACAUAUACUUAAUACGUGUCUUAUUAAUUAUGCACAUGAUGUUCUGUGCUAUCAUCGAGAGGACAUUUAAUUACAUAAUGAUGCAUAUGGCACGUGCGUGUGAUAGAAUUAAAAGUUUAUGAAAGUGACAGAGCGUGACCACGCCUUUAUGAUCGCCCACAGGGGUGUUGUGUCAAAACUUAGUGAACCUACUACCUAGACAGCAUUUAUGGAUAUCGUACGGAACUCACCGCAUAUGAAUGUACAGCAUUUUUAGCCCUUACUAGGUGUUGACACAACCAGAGUGGAGGAGCCCACACACACCCACCGGUAAACAUACACGCCUCGCUUUAAAGCUGGAAACUUCAAUGCUUUGGUUCAUAUCAGCAAGUAUCUGGCAAAUGGAUUAUUACACUCUGCUGCUGGUGUUGCAGAUGUUACAGUAAGUGUUACUGAAAGUAACGCCGUCUAGCAGCCACACAAGCAGGAUUCAGGUGCUACAAGUCUCCUCUGAUGGUCUCCAUGAUGUGAUGGAGUGACCUAUCAAGCACAAGCCUUCAAUUUACCCACAGUGAUGCUCUUGACACUUUAAGUGAACCAGUCAGUGGCGAUCUAAGACUCAUCUGUUAUCACUUACCCCGAAGCCAUUCAUCAUGAUUGACCUGAGUUAUCUGACAGAGGAAGAGCAAGAGAUGAUCCUAACAGUGCUGAAGAGGGAUGCGGAGCUGAAGAAGUUGGAAGAACAAAGGAUUAAGCAGCUUCGCAAGACUGAGAGAGACAGAGGCAGGCUGAAGUACUUGACUGGGGAGUGGUUUUACGAGACAAAGUACCACAGACACAGAGAUAGGAUCCAUGGCUCCGACAUCAUCAGAGCGUCCAUGAGACAGAGGAAACCCGUGACGAUAUUGGAGCUCUCUCAAAGAUGGUCUGAGAAUCCCACUUGUGUUUAUGGUGAGAAGAAAGAUGUCUACAUUCCUCCAGAGCUUUCAGGACUCAUUGAGGAUCUGUCCACACAAUCACAGAAUGAGAGGGUGGAUGAUGAAGCCCAGCAGGAAAGACAGAGACCUCAAAUCAAGCCUAGGCAGAAUCCAUUCAAUAGUGUGCGAUCACAGAGAAAUGAAGCCAGACUUUUCAAUGGAGUGAAGGAGGCCGACCAGACACCUGCUGAGGAGCCUUUCCUUCCAGCUGAGAACUACACACUCCAUCACACUACUCUAAACACAGACACCACUGACACCUAUGUAGCCACUCAAUGCAAACCUGUGCCAAAAAAGAGACUGCUGCUGUAUUCCUGCAAAGACUCUUCCCUGGACACCGGCAGCAGUGACAGUGGAGUUAGUCAGGUCGUGACCCCUGCUCCCAGAGGCAUCCUGAAGCACAACGGCUCCAGUUGUAGCUCUACCGACUCCCUGCGACUCCACAUUCCCACAAAUGAUGGCAGCAGCAGUCAGUCUUCUGCUACGGUCAGCCCCAUCAGUCCUGAAACUCCCAUCAGCCCUCCUCUUUCCCUCUGUUCAGUGCACUCUGCUUCAGGGUGGUUAGAUAGGAAACAGGUCCGCUUCUCUUCCGUCGUCGGGCCUAUAGAGAGUGUGCAAGGAGAGCACAGUGUGCUGGAAGAAGAUUGGAGUCCUGUGUUGGACCAGGAUAGAAGCGAUAUCACUGAAAACGGUCGUCAUGAGCUUUACGUUGAGCCUCAGUCCUCACAGGUGUCCAACAUCCACAGUUCUACUGAAGUAACAGGUAAGGCCAUUGAGUUAAGUGCAGAGGGCCAGACUGAUAAGGUUACAGUGGAAGAGGGUCGCCCAAUUUCAAAGUUGCUUGAAUGGUUUGGGAGAGGCUCUCGAAAUGGAAAGCUAAAAGAGUCGCCAGUCAAGAGAGAGAUGAAUGAAGAGGAACCAAAAGAAAGCCCAGAAGCUACAUCAGAAGAUUCAGCAUCUCCAGUUUACCAGCCAAACACCAAGCCACCACCAAAGCCCCGUAGGGGGCUUUUUGCAGUGUUUUCGAGAGCAGAGAAAAAAGACAAGAUUCCAGAAGUUCAAGCAUCUGACAAAGAAGUGAUAAGUGAAGAUAAAACAGAAAGUUUAGAAUGUGAACCGUCUUGCACUUUAAGGCCUGAGGCAAAUGAUAAUAUAUUUCAGAAGAUCUCUGUUCCUACAGAGAGCAGGAUGGCUGAAAUAUUACAAGAUAAGAACAAACCAGACAGACUUAUAUGUGAAGAUACUGCUCCAAGAGAGAAGUUUGACCAAGGUGAGGUGUCGCCAGGAAAAAUGGCCACCCUGAAGUCAUUCUGGGAAAAGGGGAACAGAGGACCUAAAAUAAUAAGCAUUAAAAAAGAAGCUGAGGCAGAAGAAAGUGAGACAUCUCACAUUAAUGAGAAUUAUCACAACGCAUUAGACAGAAGGUUGUCAGAUUCAAACAUCAGCCCAUCAAAACCCAAACCCAGUGAUCCAAACCCAGUUGAUGUAGAAUCUACAACAGGUGAGAUUUCUUCAGUCUCACCUAGAAGAGCAUCCAAUGGUGGUGAUUUAUCAGCCAUAUCCUCACAUGAAGAUGGGAACCCUUCUACUUUGGACAGCAGUAAGGUCUCAGAAGACUCAAGCAGUGAACUACAAACUCUCACAAUGAAAACGAAUGUCAAACUGUCACCCAGUUCACUGCUAAAAUAUAACGAUAAUUCUCUAGGCAGUGAGCUACAGGAAGAGUCAAUCUGCAGGGAUAUAUCAGACCUGAAGAAGGAAAUCUCCACCUUCAAAAUGUCCCUCAGUCAACAGGAAGAUAAAGUCUCGAUCAAUGAUCUCAAGUCAUUUUGGGAGAAAGAAAAAAGUGGUCUUAGAGUAAUUGUAGGCUCACCAACAUGUACAGCCAACGUUAAAGACCCGUCCACAGAGUCAUCUCCAAAACGUUCUUCAGUAGGACUUUCUGAACCUCAGUUUGACAUCAGGUCAAACAUCCCAAGUUCCACAGACAGAAUGAGUUUCAAAGAGGUUGGUUUGAUUGCAGAAAAAGAGAAGAUGGAAAAGACUGAGGAAAAACAAAGAAGUCCAAUUAGAGUGCCAUUACAAGACCUUCAAGAUAUCAGAGGGGACAGUGAGGAUGACGGCCCAGUCAAAGCCGCUCUGGAACGAGCCAAUGCCAGACCCAUCUCUAUUUCCAAAAGUCUAGAAGACCUGACAUCCACACCUUUACAGAGAUGGAAGACUGACCCAAGGGGUGAUGUUAGGAAAAGUAUGGAAAAUGUGUCUGCAGUCACUCCCAACACCAAAACGUCCUUCUCCGACCCAGAACAGGUGAAGAUGAUGAGUAUGUCUGUACCUGCAUUCAUGCAACAAGAGAUGGAUUGCGGAAACAGUGACUGUGCAUCAGUGAGCAGUUCCCAAUAUGACAGACUGAGAACAUGCAACACUCCUUCUAAUUUUAGCACUUGCUCUGAGGUGGCCUCAAUGUCCUCUGUCACUGGCAGUGUGAUGAGCAUCUACAGUAGCGAGUUUGGUAAUGUGGAGGUCAAAGGCACAAUCCAGUUCGCCAUUCACUACGUACAAAAACUGGGAGAGUUCCACAUCUUUGUUGUGCAGUGCAAGGACCUCGCCGUAGCGGAUGUUAAGAGGAACCGAUCUGAUCCGUAUGUUAAAUGUUACUUGUUACCUGACAAAGCAAAAUAUGGAAAGAAAAAAACAUGCGUGAGGAAGAAGACUCUGGAUCCAGCUUAUAACGAAAUCCUACGGUUUAAGAUUCCAAUGGAGAUGCUGAAAACCCAGAAGCUGAACAUCUCUGUGUGGCACAAUGACACGUUUGGGCGUAACAGCUUUCUUGGAGAGGUUGAGGUUGAUCUGGCUGAAUGGGAUUUCAAUAACACGCAAAUGAAUGAAUAUCUACUUAAAGGAAGGGUUCAGGUUCCCAUCAGCCCAAAACAUUCUGUCGGUGGUGGGGAAAUGAGUGCAGAGAUUAAAGUAGCUCUGCGUUUUCUUCCGCAGACUUCUAACAGUCAAAAGAACAAGGGGAAUGGUGAGAUGCAAAUAUGGGUGAAAGAAUGCAAGAAUCUGCCUAUUUCCAGGGGUGUUGCCAUUGACCCAUUUGUCAAAUGUGCAGUCCUCCCAGAUGCCAGUCGAAAAAACCGUCAGAAGACCAGAGUGUUGAAGAGGUCUUCUAACCCAGUGUUUAACCACACCAUGGUUUAUGAUGGCUUCAGACAAGAGGACCUCAAAGAGGCCUGUGUUGAGCUUACAGUGUGGGAUCAUGACAGACUCAACAACCACUUCAUUGGGGGUAUUAGACUUGGCCCUGGAACAGGUAAAAGUUACGGCACUGAAGUGAACUGGAUGGACUCUAACGCUGCUGAAGCAGCCUUGUGGGAAAGAAUGAUGCAAUUUCAGAAUGAAUGGGUGGAAGAUGUAUUACCUUUGAGAAUGAUGGUCAUGGCAAGAAUGUCUAGAUAGUAACAAAAUGAGGCAAAUACAUGGAAAAUGAUUAUGUAGGAAGACAGUAUGUAAUGUUAAAUAUAUAUAGAAACUAACUUGAUGGGUCCUUUUGAUGAGGAAAACAAAAAGAAUGAAAAAUAUAAUGUGCCUGUUAUUGUAAAGUAUGUGGGUUUGAUAUCUUUAAAACUAAAUAAAAUAUGUCAAUAUGCUGCAAAUAAGUUAAAAAAGAUCGUUUGUGAAUUACCUUGAGCAUCCUAAGACAAUGUUAUUUUAAUAAACUUUAAAUUGUCCAACUGCCAUCACUUUUAUAUGUAAAUUUUUUUUGAAUACCUAGUAGUGUAAUGAAUAUGAAAUACAUUUUUUGUGUGUAGGGAAAAAACUGGUAACUGCCAAAGUAACAAACUCAAGCAACCGAUUCUGGAAAAAAACAACAACAACAACAACAAAAACCAUCCAUUGUUGCUCCUCCCCCAUGCGAACACAUAUUUACGGGAAGUCUCGCGAUAUCUCUGGACUCGCCAUUUUAGUUCCUCUCAGUGUCGUUGUAAGUGCGUUGCUUCCACUUUGGCUGUACUACGUCUGAGCUUAAAUACCUUUUCUAUCCUGUUGAUUUAUUUUUUUCGGACUUUUUAUUUUUAUUUUUUAUUAACCAAUCAUCGUUACAAGACAUCAACAUACAAUCUGAGAGUUUCCUCAAUUCAUAUACUAAAAAAACAGCCAUGAUCACCAGAAAAAGAGGAAGAAGCAGCCUUAACGAUGAUGGCACAUCUACAAGUACCUCCCAUGAGAGUGAUGGCACUUCGAAAACCAGUAAUUCAAGCGAAACAAACACGCACACUUCUCCAGAAAGUGACACCAAUGACUGGGGCCUGGAUGACCUACUUGGCUCUGAGUUCAACUGGGACCUGGACAACGAUGUGCUGGAUGUUUUUGGCAACCUUGCCUCACAGACCAACGAUGAGAUGAGCCAAAGUGCAGUGCUUGACGUUCCGGUAUCCCGCAGCAGAGGUGUGGUCCAGAGGUCAAAACUGCAAGACGUCUCCGGUCGGAUCAUCAACAAGAAUGCCAUUGCGGCAAGGAUGAACAGAUUAAAGAAGAAAGAAUACGUCAGUGGCUUGGAGCAGAGAGUUGGCUCUUUGACAACAGAAAACCGUGUUCUCAAGCAGGAAAAUGGGAAUCUCAACAAGAGAGUGGAAGAGUUGGAGAAUGAAACUAGGAAUCCAACGAGAAUGACCACGAUUAUGCCAUGCCGAGGAAGAGGGUGAAGGUGGAAGACAAAGAUACUGCAGGUGGUGUCUGCCUGCAUGUGGAUAAAGACCACGUCUCGGUGGAAUUCUGCACCAAGUGUGCUGAGAGUUCAAGCUUGUCGCAUAAAAUGUAGGGUCAAGUAUUUUACCUUUUCAACGUUUCCCGAGACUGAACAUUGCACAAGGUGUAAAUGAGGGGACAUGACAACAGUAGUCAAAUAUAGAGUUAACUGUUUAAAAUGUGUGCAGAGCUUGAAUGGCAUGUCUAUUGAACCUGCUUUCAAUACAAGUUACUGCUAAACUUGUUGACAGUUUUCUUCUAGGUGCUUGGUCCGCCAUGCUGGACGCCUGGGUCACAGAACAUCCACGACUGCUGAAAUCCAUGUGGAUUUUGCUGUGGGGAAAGCAGAAGAGUCGGGACCAGCAGCUUGCAUCAUGGCCUGGUAAAUUUAAAAAAAGGUAGUACAUGAAACCGUGUAAGUUACAGCUUUUACUGACUCUCUAUCACACCCCUAAAGAUGUCAGAUGCUGUCAUGCUCAUUUAGCAUCUAAAUGAGCGUUUAAACUCUUCUGUUUGUAGUAAUGUUUGCUUACAAGACAUUCAACAUCUUUGUUAUAUCCAUGUGUUUCAUCUUGAUUUGUUAAAGCACUUGGACUUUAUUUGACAGUUGUCCAGAUGAAGAGAAAUGGUAUGUUUUAAAACAGGAUUUUCAAAGGGUUAUGAUUUCUGAAUAAGUCAUCUAUAUGUGAGAUGUAAUUGAAAUCCAAAGACUGUGCAGGCACGUGCAGCUGUGCUGAAAUAAAAUGUAAUAAAUUUUCUUUUGAGUAAUGCAAAA